This is a messenger RNA of Leptosia nina, 1236 nucleotides long. Lineage: Eukaryota; Metazoa; Arthropoda; Insecta; Lepidoptera; Pieridae. The record is from the annotation of a GenBank genome assembly.
AUGUUAAAAGCUGUAAUACUUAUCGGUGGGCCUCAAAAAGGUACACGUUUCCGGCCAUUAUCACUGGAUACACCUAAGCCCCUCUUUCCUAUAGCUGGACUACCCUUAAUCCAACACCACAUAGCAGCAUGUGCAAAUCUAGAGGAAUGCAAAGAAAUCCUAAUAAUUGGAUCAUAUCCGACAAGUAUUAUGGCACAGUUUGUUACUGACAUGCAGAAGGAAUACAGACUAAUUAUAAGGUAUCUCCAUGAGUUUAUGCCACUUGGUACAGGUGGAGGUCUUUACCACUUCAGAGAUCAAGUGAGAGCCGGCAAUCCAAGUGCUUUCUUUCUUUUAAAUGGUGAUGUAUGUGCUGACUUUCCACUGAAAGAGUUAUGGAAGUUUCAUGAAGGGAAGCCUAAUGCUUUGGUGACUAUAAUGGGUACUGAAGCAACUCGUCAACAGUCAGUGUACUAUGGCUGCAUGGUUCGAGAAAUGAACACAAAUGCCGUAACUCACUAUGUAGAAAAACCCAAAAGCUAUGUAUCGACAUUGAUCAAUUGUGGUUUGUACGUCUGCUCGCUUCUAGUUUUCCAGAUCAUGGCUGAAGCAUUUCAACGGAAACAGGACAGUUUUUACAAUGGAAACGGGCAAGGCAGUCCUGGUUAUAUGUCUUGGGAACAAGAUGUGUUGUCGCCAUUGGCUGGAACUAACAAAUUGUAUGCACUGCAGGUUACAAAUUGGUGGUCCCAAGUGAAGACAGCUGGAUCUGCGGUAUAUGCUAACAGACACUAUCUUGAGUUGCAUCAGAAUAAGUCGAGUGAGGCUCUAUGUAAAAUUUUACCUGACGUGUUCAUACAUCCAACAGCUAUUGUCGAUAGUACUGCUGUGAUAGGCCCAAAUGUCUCGAUCGGCGCAGGAGUGACAAUAAAAGCCGGUGUAAGAAUAAAGGAAUCGAUUAUAUUGAACAACGCGACUGUACACGAGCAUUCCCUUGUUAUGUAUUCUGUUGUCGGCCAAGACUCCACCGUCGGUGAAUGGUCCAGAGUCGAAGGAACACCAUCAGACCCUGACCCAAAUAAGCCAUUCGCGAAAAUGGACAACACACCGCUGUUCAACAAUGAUGGAAGACUUAACCCUUCUGUGACUAUACUAGGUGCAGGUGUAACGGUACCAGCAGAAAGAAUACUUCUGAACUCAAUCGUUCUGCCCCACAAACAUCUAACAAGGAGUUACAAGAACGAAAUCAUCUUAUAG